GCUUUCACAUCAAUGUAUGUCAGGAAAUCCUCCUGGAGCUCUGAAACCCUAAGCUGUGUAAAAUUUUAAAGCAGUCAGGAAGAGGGCAUAUGCGAGUCAGCGUUUAAUUUAGAGUUUAUUUACAUUUUUGCAAGAAUAUAUGCACAUCAUAAAUUGCUGUCGAUAACUGAACACAAAAUGCCUCUGCGAAAGCAGUCGAAGGACUUUCAACCUCUGUGGAAGGAAUGGGACCAAAGCGCCCAGAAGGAAGGCCAAAGGAACACUGUGUAUUUUGUCAAUGGUGAUCAAUACACUGGUGAAUGGCAAAAUAACAAGAAAAGUGGUAAAGGGACAUAUACAUGGAAGAAAAAAGGUGCAAUAUAUGAUGGAGAUUGGGCAAAUGACAAAAGAAAUGGCUAUGGAACAUAUAGCCUUCCAUUGCCAAAUGGUGGAUACAAGAAAGUUUAUUCUGGCGGUUGGAAGGACGACAAAAGACAGGGAUAUGGAACAAACUUUUAUAAAGGGAAUGAAUACUUUGAGGGUGAAUGGCAUGAAGGAAAACGUAGUGGAUGGGGUAGGAUGUACUAUGGAGAUGGCUCAGUUUAUGAAGGAGAGUGGCUUAAUGGAAUGCGUCAUGGCAAUGGAAUGCUUCGAUUAGCAAACGAGAAUAGAUAUGAAGGCUCUUGGAUUGAAGAUAAGAAACAUGGAGAUGGAAAAUUUUACUUUUUGGAUACUGGACAAUUAUAUAUUGGAACAUGGGUAGAUGACAUCCCAAAAUGUGGAACAUGUGAAGAAUUUGGAAAAGAUACAGCCACAAAUCCAUCUCCUUAUACUCUGCCAGAGUGUACACUUGAGAGGCCAAAAGAAGUUUUAGAAGAAGCCAGAGCUGCAGCUUUAGAAGGACAUGGUUGACUAUGCCACGCAAUCUAAUCAAAGAGAAGUGUACAUAUAGAUUUUUUGGAAUUUUUACAGUGAAAAUGCUGGUGUGAAGGAAAAAGUGGUUAAAGAUGAGGGUAUCAUUUAUAGCUUACAUUUUAUGCUCUUCUGGUGCAAUGGUAUGUAAACAUUUGCCAAUGCCAUGUUGUAAAUAAAGUGACGAUGGAAAAUCAUGAUAAGUAAAAUCUUGAGUUUAUAAGAGACAUGUCCGUUUUAAGAUUUGAUAAAAUGAUGUAUAAAUUUUUGUAUGUAUAACAUAUUUCAGCUUUGUUAA
Rhopilema esculentum is the source of this 1189-nucleotide messenger RNA. Its product is annotated as MORN repeat-containing protein 3. The record is from RefSeq and is a predicted model, not a curated record. Lineage: Eukaryota; Metazoa; Cnidaria; Scyphozoa; Rhizostomeae; Rhizostomatidae.